Carya illinoinensis is the source of this 994-nucleotide messenger RNA. Its product is annotated as calcineurin subunit B-like. Gene Ontology annotation, molecular function: calcium ion binding. The record is from RefSeq and is a predicted model, not a curated record. Bases 239 to 766 code for a protein of 175 amino acids. Lineage: Eukaryota; Viridiplantae; Streptophyta; Magnoliopsida; Fagales; Juglandaceae. The transcript is spliced from 6 exons.
CGUAUUGAAUGACCAACCAACCAACCAACUUCUUUUUACAUCGCUUUCCGACGAACUGCGACCUCACCAAGGUGGCUGUCAGCUGUCUGCCUGUUUCUCCCAAUUCCUCCCAUCUUCUUCUCAUCAUCUAAUCUAGUUGGGCUUUCCACAGCUCUCAUACAUCCCCAUCCCAACUGAUUCCCGCUCCCACUUCCCGAAAGUCUUCACUUUCACCACCACCACCACCACCACCACCACCAUGGGUAACACAUCGUCAAUGCUCACGCAGUACGAUAUCGAAGAGGUUCAGGAACACUGCAACUGCACCUUUUCGCAGCAGGAGAUAGUGUCACUGUACCAGAGGUUUUGUCAGCUCGAUCGCAAUGGCGGUGGUUUCAUAUCUGCCGAGGAGUUCUUGUCCGUUCCUGAAUUCGCCGUCAACCCUGUGUCUCAGAGAUUGUUGAGGAUGCUGGAUGGAUUGAACUUUAAGGAAUUUGUGGCAUUCUUGUCCGCAUUCAGUCCUCGUGCGACCACACAACAGAAGAUUGAAUUUAUUUUUAAGGUUUACGAUUCGGAUGGCAAUGGGCGAGUCGCAAUGAAUGACAUGCUGGAAGUUUUGCGGGAUUUGACUGGACAAUUUAUAUCUCAACAACAGAGAGAGCAAGUUCUAACCCAAGUCCUUGAGGAAGCAGGCUACACAAAGGAUUCUUUUUUAGUUUUGUCCGACUUCAUGAAGAUUCUUGGCAAUACUGGUUUGAAGAUGGAGGUCGAGGUUCCAGUGGAUUAAACUCGAAGGAACAAAAAUAAAUUCUUGUAAACAACAUUAAAUGUUGUCAUUUGUUAUGUCAAUUAUUCUCCUGUUCUCCCUUUGGUGCUCCAUAGGCAUUUCUUGGCUUUAGGAUUUUCACCAUUAAUCUGCUUAUAGUUCCAUGGCAGGGAGAUGCUUGUACUGUAUUUAAUUAAUAAACUUGGAACAUUUGAAUUAAAUUGUUCUCAGCAGCACAUUAGCCAUUCA